Messenger RNA from Zymoseptoria tritici IPO323, 990 nucleotides. RefSeq lists its product as uncharacterized. The transcript is spliced from 3 exons. Bases 1 to 990 code for a protein of 329 amino acids. The record is from RefSeq and is a predicted model, not a curated record. Lineage: Eukaryota; Fungi; Ascomycota; Dothideomycetes; Mycosphaerellales; Mycosphaerellaceae.
AUGAUUGGCGAGGAUGAGCCAAGUUACGAUCACGACAUGGAGCUCAAGAAGCGCAAGAGCGCGAGCAAGACACGCAAGAGCCGAACACCUCGACCGCGCGACAGCCGCGCCCGCUCAGCGCAGGGUGGCGCGCUACACCUACGAGCUGAUGGACACCGAGCGCAACGUCCUCAUAGGUGUGCGGUAAUCACGCCAGUCAACUACACAGGUUUCUAUGAAAGCAUACGAUUCAUUCGUGGUCGAUUCCUUCUUCCUUCACGAGUCUACGUGGUCACCGCCACCACCAAAGACAGGGACGGCGUCCUUACCUCAUUCAUCCUCAUAGCGAUGACCUAUUCCAUCACCAAGAAUCCCACCAGCACUCAUACCUUGCGUAUCUCCGGCGAGAAGAAUACACAGACGCCGACAGUGUUGUGGUGGUCUUGGCUCAUGCUGAAGUUCCCCUUCCUGCUACCUAACGAUAGUUUUGCCGAUGAAGAAGAGGCUGAGGAUGAAGACAUGCAGUCCAUCGCUACCGACGAGAGCGCCAAUGGCAGUGCAGAGGAAGACGACGAGGACUCCGCCAGCAUUCCCAUCCCUCCACAAGUCUACGUGGUCUCCACUAUCACCAAAGACUGCGACGGCGCCGUCACCUCCAUUAUGCCGACACCAAGGAUCCUGCCAACAAUCACACCUACCGCAUCUUCGACAGAAAGAAAUGUCACACCCACACCGCAGACUGCACCACCUGUCCAACACCCCUCGGCCACCACCCUCACCUCGAUCUCACCACCCUCACCUCGACCUCAGAAUUCACAUCAAGACCAUCUGGCGGCACGCGCCGCGUCGCUCCGGAUGCUCGACGCGACGGAGGGAUCAACGCGAUACAACGACAGCCCAGACGAUGAAGCUACAGCCACCACGGCGGUCUCCGACCGCGCGGGUGUGUUCUAUGUCGAAGCAAAGUUGAAUCGUAGGUACAUCAAGUACAUCAAGGCAUGUCGCUUCUGA